This is a messenger RNA of Macaca mulatta (Rhesus monkey), 4512 nucleotides long. NCBI's taxonomy places the organism in Eukaryota, Metazoa, Chordata, Mammalia, Primates, Cercopithecidae. The record is from RefSeq and is a predicted model, not a curated record.
CGUGCCUUAGUCGGCCGCGCCGGCUCCCAGGAUACAGCGUGGACCUGCCGGGCGCUAAAGGUGUUGGUGCUACUGCGGGCGGCUCCAGGCAUGGGUACCCAGGGAGAAGCGGCGGCGGGGGCAAGGACGGGCGGGCGCAGUCUGCGGAGAGCACUGGGAGGCGGGGCCUGCGUGGGGCCGCGCGCAGCACCGCGGCGACUUUCUUCGGGCCGCGACGGACAGCGCAGGGCCACGGAGGAGGUGGCCGCGGCUCCGAUUCCUCCGUGGACAAUGGCAGCCAACAUUCAUGCCAUGGAGAGGAAGAUUGAAUGGCAGGCUGCUCGCCUGCUUUCCCUAGAAAGUCGAACUGGGAUGGCCGAGAAGAAGCUGGCCGACUGCGAGAAGACAGCCGAGGAGUUCGGGAACCAGCUGGAGGGCAAAUGGGCCGUGCUGGGAACCCUGCUGCAGGAGUACGGGCUGCUGCAGAGGCGGCUGGAGAACAUGGAGAACCUGCUGCGCAACGGGAACUUCUGCAUCCUGUGGCUGCCCCUGGGCAGCAAGGGGGAGUCCCCCAAGGUGCCCGUGGCCUUUGAUGAUGUGGCUCUGUAGUUCUCUGAGCAGGAGUGGGGCAAGCUGGAGGACUGGCAGAAGGAGCUAUACAGGCACGUGGUGAGGGGCAACUGCAAGACGCUGGUCUCUUUGGACUACGCCAUCUCCAAGCCCGAGGUCCUCUCCCAGAUUGAACAAGGGAAGGAGCCCUGCCACUGGCGCCGCCCUGGCCCCAAGAUUCCAGAUGUUCCUGCGGACCCGAGUCCAGUGACCACAGAUUUCUCCGAUUCUCCACUUCACCACUUUUUCAUGGAUUGGAUCCUAUCUUCUGGUUACUAACUUUUAUCUGACACAUGGGAUUCAGCGAAUGGAGGAUAAGAGGAAAGAAGAGUAAAGGAAAAGGCAGUUCAACUCCUGCCUCAGAGUGUUGAGUGCAAGGAGGCCCUUUAUCAUGAAUGUGGAUUCUUGUCAUGACUUGGUCAUUAAUCAGCUUAGUACUGCUAAACUAAAGUGGAUCAAUGAGAAGGGAGAGAGAGCUGAGACCAUCAAGCAGACAAAGAAUUCCUCUCUUCAUUAGCUCUCCGGCUUCCUGCUCUGUUUGUGCUGGUUGCCCUGGAAAGUCUGCUGCUCAGCCCAUGCCCUGGGACUUCCUCCACCCUUACCAGGACAUUCUUUCCAUCUCUGUCUCCUGUGUGCAAGUCCCUUUUUCCUGGAUUGCCACGUCUUGAAUGUUUCUUAAUUUACUUCCUCAUUUUGGCAGAGGAUGUCCUGCAGUUGUUUUCUGGGAAUGCUAAUAUACAAGUGAACCAGUGACCUGCAGUUCUGCCCACACAGGGAUAAUGACCAAUCAGAUUCUCUCUUUUCAAGAUGGUUAACAUAACAGAUGCCAAGAAAGAGAAGAGGAGCUGACAGCAGAGGGGGAAGAUGAAAAGACCCGCAAAGAAUGGCCAUAAAAGAUAUGAGUAUGUUGAGUGAUUAGUGAUCAGAAACUACGAGUAAUAUGGUACAGGUGUUUAUAGAAGAACAGCCAUUGAUCAGGUUGGCUAUCAAUGAACUCUGGUAAAGAAGGGGUGACCUAGGCCUGAGUCCUAAAGCUUUGUUGGUGAUGUCAAAAGUCACAGUCCUUUUGAGGCUUCAAAGGCCUCAGUUGUCUGAUUAUUUCUGGAUCUCCAUGAAAAGCCCAUGACUCCUGUUUUAUUCUCACUGCACACCCCUACCUGUGAUGAGCCUGAGACACUCCAUGCCUUGUAACCCAGUGGCAAUAUCAUCAGGGUGGGGGCUGGCUGGCUGCUCAGGUGGGCCCCCCAAGCAGAGUCUCAGCGUAAGCACCAUGUUUAGGUCUCACCUUUCUGCAAUGUUUGAAUUUCACCCAAAGCCACAGUUUCAAAAAAUGAACAUUAUUUCACAACUCUAGAUCUUCCCAGUUAGAGGACUAUUCACACUCAGUAAUCAGGACCCCUUCCCACAUCAGAACAGGCAGGGGGGUCUGCAGCAAGGCUAAUGUUAGGGUGGAGAGUUUGCUGCACUGGGCCAGAGUGUCCUGGCCUCUGCCUGCCCAACAGCAGAGACCCCUCUCCAGGGAUUAUUCAGGUCCUGCUGGGAGGAACAAACACCAAGUCACAGUACCUUUCCCUUUUAUAUAUGUUUCUAGGCAACCCCAGGUUUCCAUAACCAUCAGCUUAGUAGGUCACUGUUCCCAGUGGUCAUAUCUGUUCUGAAAGAUUCCCCAUCAUCUCGAAUAAAGAUCUUUGCUUUUAGCUGUUGUUGCUUUUAACUCUAUGGAGAGACCGAAUGGAGUCAGCCCAGCAGGGCAUGCUGGGCAAGAGAGGUCUCCCGAGUCCCAAAUAAGAAUUUCAAGUAAUACAAAACGAGGCAGCGAACCCACAUGUGGAAGUCUGAUACCGCUGGCAGAAGCGAAUUGAAUAGAUGUCUCCCUGUUGGUAAGGAUGUGGUUUUAUUGACUUGAAAUAAGAAAGCCCGCAAGCAACAACCAGUCAUCCGCAGGAUACUGCCACAAGGAAUAAUUGAGCACUCACUCAGACACGGGAAACCACUGCUUCUUUCAGUCUUUCUCCCAGAUUCCAACGGUCAGUGUUAAAGCGGUUCACCUUGUUCACCUCCCUGAGAAGACGCUGCAGCUCACUCACCCCAGUGGGCACUGGGAGCCUCUGCUCAGGUGGGAAACAGAUGCCCCUACAUGCACAUCUGGUGUUUAUGAAGCAGAUACUGGGGCUUCAUAAACACAAGGGGCAGGGAAGUAGCCCCAGGGCAUAAUGUGGGGCCUCCUGACUGAAAGCUUACAAACCCCUGCCUGUAACAGCCACUUCCCUGGCAGUCAUUUUGCCACUUAGGAGCCCUCCUCACCACUCUUCCGUUAGUUCCUUCAGUCUGUACAGACCCUACCAGAGCAGCUCAGCGGGGAGCAGCUGCAACCAUGGGAUCUGCUCCAGGCAAGGCCCUAUGCUAUGCAGUCCCUGGGGGUGAGGAUUCCAGAGGAGUCAAAUCACUACCUGCGCCUCCAGGGGAUGGCCCUGUGUGGUGGAGAUGAGCAUUCCCACAGGGAAAGUGCAAGUUGCAAGGCUGUUACGGAAACACCAGGGGUUCCAUCUAGGUCUUGCUGCUCAUCUCACAAAAAGCCAGUCACUGAGAUGAGUAUUGCCAGGGAAUAAGGCUUUAUCCAGGUGCUACAGACAGGGUGAACAGGAGAUCAGUCUCAAAUCCAUCGUCAUUGACUGACUAAAAUUAGGGGUUUACAUAGCAGGGAAGAAAUGUAACUACAUGUGGGAAAACGGAUUAGGGAGGGGCAAGGAAGAGGAGUUGGCCAACAGGCAGUAGGUGGUCACCUAGGCAAUCAUGAUGGGUGAGGGGUCUGGCCUCUCACUUUCCACAUGUGGGGAUCUGGUAAAUUUCAGUUUCUUGAUACUCUCUGGGAGGAUUGCUGGUUGGUUUCCUCAGAAAGGAAUUCAGAUAACACAAAUGUAAAUUUCUCCUUGGGUUUCAAGACUGAGAGGGUCAAUUUCUAGGUUUAUUCAAGAGAAACCAUAAACAUCAGUUCUGUGGGACAAUUGGGCCCAUUUCAAGGCUCUGAGGAUAAGGGUUAAUGAGGGGACAGAGUCACCUGGAGAAGUUCACUGGGACCUACGAGAAACUGGAGAGGCUUCCUGGCAAAGCUCUAUGCCGCCUAUUCUCUCUUCUCUCCUUGCAGGAAGAUUCCAGUAUAAUAGACCCCAGAGGUGAAAAGGCUUUUGUUCAGUAAGUAGAAAACUGAAGGGGGGUGGGAGCCACAUGGAUUUGAACCAGAGACCGCUUGGCCUGCAGUGCAAGGCACUACCUUCAGUUACACCCCUCACUUGUUAUAACUGUUUCUGAUAAGCACCUGUGUGGCCCCAUCAGCACCCCGAUUUCUUCUUGGUUAGUCCAUGGGAACAGCCCCACUGCAAACAACCCAUUCCUGCUCUCCUCUUUCCUCUAAACCCCAACCUCCUCCCACCUGGCGGUCCACAGGCCUACAGCUUCUUCUCUCAAUGGGAAAGACAUCAGCUUGGAAAACCACUUGGAAAGCCAACAUUAUCCUAGAAAAGCUUUUUAAAUGACCCAGCAGGACAAGUCCCCGGAUGGCCUUGACCAACCCAGUGCUUCCCUCUUUUCUUGGUUGUAGUUCUCAGAAUAACUAGAGAAUGUGCUGGGUGUGUUGUCCUGAGAUGAGGAGGGACUGUCCUAAACCUGGACUCUGUUCCCAUCACACCUAGGACAGGAUGUCCUGCUAUGCUUUAGCCCAAUGAUCCAAAUUGCCCUUGGGGUAUAAAACUGAGAGCAGAGGGUGUUCAGGGUCCCUCAGCUGCAGUGUGAAGUGGGACACACAGGUGGACUCCAUCUGCCCUGGGCAGCUUCCUGAGCCUUGGGGAACCAGCUCACCCUAAAUCCCAGGCUUCUGUUGUCCCUUGCCUGCCUGUAAGGAAUAAAGUUGCUUUGCUUAACUUGCUA